AUGACGUCUGAGACUUUUCCUUAUUUGGAAGACAACCGACAGGAUGAACAGAGGACUAGGCUGAAUUGUCUUACAGGCGCGCAGAACGUGGACCUGCUCCAGUACCAGGAGACCACAGAGAACCCUCUGAAAUACAGGAAAUAUGGGUCUCGCCUGGGUGGGGUCAAAGUCCGCCACAAGCGACAGGUGCUGCAGGACAUGGCCCGCCCGCUGAAACACUGGCUGUACAAACACAGGGACAACCCGUACCCCACCAAGACCGAGAAGGUGCUGUUGGCGCUGGGCUCCCACAUGACGCUGGUACAGGUGUCCAACUGGUUCGCGAAUGCCAGACGGAGGCUGAAGAACACGGUGAGGCAGCCGGACUUGAGCUGGGCCUUACGGAUCAAACUGUACAACAAGUACAUCCAGGGGAACGCGGAGCGACUGAGCGUGUGCAGCGACGACGCCGACUCAGAUGACAAUGACUGUCCCUUCCAAACACCUAUCUGCUCAUCAGAUAUGGGGAAAAAAACGGGCGGCGUACUUACCAUGGCCACCGGCGACGACAGCGCCUCUCCUCCGCCCAAGUACAAGAGCAGCCUGCUGAACCGGUACUUGAACGACACCCUGAGACACAUGAUGGCGGGCCAGGCCGACGGCGUGGCGCUGAUGAGGAGGAACCACUCGGAGUCGUUCAGUUCCAACGAGUGCGAUCGCGACGUCGUGUCGCCGGCGUCCUCCUAUGAGACGGAGACCAACUUCAUCUACCGCAUGGAGACUUUGGACUACACAUCCUGCAGAAGUGACAGCGGUCAGCACCAGGAACGAGGUCAGCAGAGUCCAAAGAAGCAAGACUGGCGAGAGAUCAACGCCGCCGUGGCCCUGACCAGCUUGGCCCAGGGGCAGAGCUGCAGGGCGGACAUCAAGACGCCGCCGGGCGCUGCAGCGGGGCUGAGCUGCAGCGUCUCCAGGACGACCGGCGUCGGCCACAGGACGCCCGCCGCCGCCCCGGGACGGAGCUCCACGCUCACCAGCCGCAUCAUCCAAAGGUCGUCUCACAUCUCCGAGGUGCAGACUAUCAAGGUGGCGUGUGGGAAUCAAACCUGA
Messenger RNA from Entelurus aequoreus (snake pipefish), 1089 nucleotides. Its product is annotated as homeobox protein Mohawk-like. Gene Ontology annotation, molecular function: RNA polymerase II cis-regulatory region sequence-specific DNA binding; DNA-binding transcription factor activity, RNA polymerase II-specific. Lineage: Eukaryota; Metazoa; Chordata; Actinopteri; Syngnathiformes; Syngnathidae. The record is from RefSeq and is a predicted model, not a curated record. Bases 1 to 1089 code for a protein of 362 amino acids. Gene Ontology annotation, cellular component: nucleus. The transcript is spliced from 6 exons. Gene Ontology annotation, biological process: muscle organ development; cell development; regulation of transcription by RNA polymerase II.